AUGUCUUCUAUGAACUUUAGUACUUCCAAGCAAUACGUUCGACCUCCCCAGCGUGGGAUAUUCCCACUCGAUCAUGAUGGGGAAUGUCGUCCAUUCAUGGAGUCAUAUCUCGAGUGCUUGAAGGUGUCCCGAGACACGCAUCACAAAUGCCGCGAUUUAUCCAAGGACUACUUGCAAUGCCGAAUGGACAAACAACUCAUGUCGGAAGAGAAUUUGGACAAUAUGGGCUACGCAGCCAAUAAGAAAGUUCAUGGUGCACAUGAAUACGACAAAGCGAAAGAAAAAGCUGGCUUCGUUGCUGGGAAGCACAUUGCGAAGAAAGAAAAGUGGUGGUUUCAGAAGUCGAACAAGGGUUGGAAAGAGAAGUCUGCUGAUGAGUCUGGAUCUCCAUCAACCGAUUAA
Molecule: messenger RNA, 402 nt
Organism: Cylindrotheca closterium
Lineage: Eukaryota; Bacillariophyta; Bacillariophyceae; Bacillariales; Bacillariaceae
Source: the annotation of a GenBank genome assembly